AUGACGACAACGCAUACACACCAUGGGCACACGCCGUCGGCGCUGCUCACGACGUUGCUUUCGACGAUCACCUCGUCCAUCAUCCCGUUGACCACGGAUGCGGUGGCUCGGGGGUGCAAGGUGUUCGGCGCGUCGAUCCUGUCCAAGCGCACACUGGAGCCGAUCAUCUCGUCGACCAACGACGAGAUCACCUCGCCGCUUCUACACGGAGAAGUCGCGACGCUGUUGGCGUUCCACAAGCACAACGCCCGCCUGCCCGCCGAGCAGCGCGUAAACCCCAAGGACUGCAUCUUCCUCUCCACGCACGAACCGUGCUCGCUGUGCCUCAGCGCCAUCACCUGGUCCGGCUUCGACAACUUCUACUACCUGUUCACAUACCGCGACACCAUGGACACAUUUGCCAUCCCGCACGACAUCCAGAUCCUGCAGCAGGUCUUCCAAACCCACAAGCACGACGGCAACGACGAGCUGUACAACCGUGAGAACAGCUACUGGAAGAGCUACUCGUGCCAGGACCUCAUCGAUCAGUGCCAGCAGGCCGAGAGACACGCGCUCACCGAGGAGCUGCACAGCGUAAAGGCGCAGUACAACGGCUUGUCGCAGACCUACCAGCUGAGCAAAGCCAGCCAGACGGGCCAGAUCCCCCUCAACUAA
This is a messenger RNA of Sporisorium graminicola, 654 nucleotides long. RefSeq lists its product as uncharacterized. The record is from RefSeq and is a predicted model, not a curated record. The transcript has a single exon. The coding region runs from base 1 to 654 and encodes 217 amino acids. Lineage: Eukaryota; Fungi; Basidiomycota; Ustilaginomycetes; Ustilaginales; Ustilaginaceae. Gene Ontology annotation, molecular function: catalytic activity.